GGUUACUUAACAUACGCCCACUUAGCUCUUACAUGAGCAGGGAGUUAGCUAAAGAAGACAAACAUACUUCCUACCCUCAUGAAACUUACAGGCUAGGAAACACAUGAGUCAUUAAUUAUACAUUUGAUACAUGUUCUGAAGGCAAAAGGAAAUGUCAUGAUAUAUAGGAACCAGGAGAGCUGUGUGAAGAAGGCAGGUCAUGAAGGAACUCACCUGAAGAGAGAAUAAAAGCAUUUCAAGGAGAGGGCACGACGACUGAGUCUCUGAGGAGGGAAAGAGGGGAUGUUUGAGGAAUGGAGAGGAGGCCAGUGUGUGGGGCACAGUGAGCCAAGGGGAGAGGUAGGAGUUGAGCUCAGAGAGGUGCACAGGGGGACAAUCACGUAAGUCAUGAAAAGCACUGAAAUGGGAACUACUGCUGGGCUUAAAGCAGGGGAGUGAUAUAAUUUAAGUUUCAAAGGAUCACUCUGCUGAGCAGAGACAGGCUGGAAGUGGAAGCAAAGGCAGGAGCCCCACUUUGAGGUCACUGCAGUUGCCUGGACAUGAGGUGGGGUGACGGUGAGCGUUCAGGUACUGGAAAGCCGAUGAAUUCAGAGCCAGUAGCUGGGACAAGUGCUGCACCAGCUUAGUCUUGCUCAGGGACAGUCACAGAGGGCCUCCUGCAGGAGGUGACCCAUUAGUGGUAUCAUAAAAGAUUUGUUUGCAGACACAUGGGGUCAGAGGAGGAGGACCCUCCAGGAGAGAGAAGAGCUAUAGGAUAAAGGCAGGAGGUACACAGAGGAGGUGUGCUGGAGUUGUUCCAUCUUCGCAGAGAGAUCCACAGGAGAAUGUAUGGUUUGUUAGUAGUAAGUAGUUGUAACUGUUCACUAUUGUUAGUUACAGGUGUGCAGCUGGGGCGGGAGCACUGGGCUGGAGAUGGAGAGAUGAGGUUUGCUGGCCUUCACAAGGGAACUGGUGACAGAGGAAGGGCCAAGAAGACUCCAGGUAAAGGAGCUCCAGGCUUUGGGCGGGGAGCCCUGCUUCGCAUGAACAUCUGGCCAGCUGUCCGGGGGGCCUGCAAACAGCUGAAGCUCUGUGAACAUUGUGUGGAGGGGGACAAAGCACACAACCUCUCUGGCUGUGUGUGGGAACAGUGUCGGCCAGAAGAGCCAGGAUAUUGUGUGGCCCAAGCUGAGGUGGUCAAGGAAGGUUGUUCUGUCUACAAUCACUCCAAGUCAUGUCCAGCUGCCCACCACCACCCCACCUAUGAACCAAAGACAGUCACAACAGGGAGUCCCCCAGUCCCCGAAGCCCACAGUCCUGGCUUUGAUGGGGCCAGCUUCAUUGGGGGUGUCGUGCUGGUGCUGAGCCUGCAAACGGUGGCCUUCUUCAUCUUGCGCUUCCUUAAGGCCAAGGAUAGCACCUACCAGACACUGGAGGAGAACCAGUAGGUGAUAACCCAGGAGAGCCUUUGCCUGCAGCUCUGUGGCUGUGGCAGAAUCCUGGGCCAUGUGUGCAGUUUGGUUUUCCUCAGAAAAGGGGAGCUGCUCUGAGGCCCCUGUGUGCCGUGUGUGCUGUGGGGUGGGUCACCGCAGCCUCCAUUACAGUGUUUGCUCCUCCAGCCAUGGCCUGCUCUCUGGAGGUGGGGGUCCUCCGCCUGGCGGAGGCAGGACCAUGGCUCUGUCUGGCCUCUGCAGAAUCUGACCCCCUUCAAGCCUGGGUUACACACUGACAGGGAAGGUGGAUGAAGAGCCCGCCCUCUUGGCCCCUUAUAGGCACUGGGGGUGGGAAAAGCUUUGGCCACCAAUUCUGGCCCUUGGGUGCACUGAGCAGGCUCAGUGCCCUAUACCUGACGUCCCUGCCUGUCUUGGGCCUGAUACCUGCAGCUGAGAGCAUCCUUCAGCCACCUCCCAUCUCGUCGUCAUCCCUGUGGGCCCUCUGCUUGGCACUGGCUCUUCCCAGCAACCUGGCCUGGGCACUGCCCACAAAUAAAGGAACUCUUGCCAUCACUG
Messenger RNA from Manis pentadactyla (Chinese pangolin), 1988 nucleotides. It is a transcript of the gene CD164L2, whose product is annotated as CD164 molecule like 2. Gene Ontology annotation, cellular component: cytoplasmic vesicle. The transcript is spliced from 6 exons. Bases 825 to 1427 code for a protein of 200 amino acids. NCBI's taxonomy places the organism in Eukaryota, Metazoa, Chordata, Mammalia, Pholidota, Manidae. The record is from RefSeq and is a predicted model, not a curated record.